GCUUUGGCAUAUUAACUACCAUUGUUUUCUAAAUCUUCCUGAAACUGAGCUAGAACACGGUUUUUCCUUUCUUUGCAGACAAAAACGAAGGUGGUAAAGAUGACUUCGCUUAUUGGGAAGAAUAUAUGAAGAGAUUCCACAUCUUAAUGAAGGAGAAUAGUCGGCAUCCUUUUAAAUACGGAGUUUGUACACGGCAGCGUACUCGUCAACAAAAAAAGAUUCCAGAAGCUGUCCGUGGGACACUAAUGAAGCUGCUAGACAUCGAGUCAAGGCCAGGAAACUGGAGGUAUCUGGCUGAAAUUUUAGGAGCUUCUUGCUCAGAUAUACAAUUCCUGGAAAACCGUAACCACGAGUCACCAACGCAACACGUCCUCAACGUAUUUGAAACAAUGAACAAGCCUUUAACUUUUCUGAGAGACAUCUUCAUUGACCUUGAUCGCCACGAUGUUGUUACUGUGUUAAAUGAAGAGAUUAAUAGAUGCUGAAUAGGCCGCUGGUCAGUGAAUGAGCCCACGCUCCUGUCCAACGAAAUCGAUUCGUUCCGCGAUGGAUGUAAUUAUAAAA
Messenger RNA from Pocillopora verrucosa, 564 nucleotides. The record is from RefSeq and is a predicted model, not a curated record. NCBI's taxonomy places the organism in Eukaryota, Metazoa, Cnidaria, Anthozoa, Scleractinia, Pocilloporidae.